GUGGCGGCGCCAUCUUGCCUGCAGUAGGGUGCCUCUCGACCGGAGCGUGUGUCCCAUUCGUGACAGACUUCAACGGAGAAGUUCGAACUCUAACUUGAAGACAUGCGGGUGGCAGUGAUUGGAGCGGGAGUCAUUGGUCUGUCAACAGCUCAGUGCAUCUAUGAGCAGUAUCACUCCAUCGUCAGUCCGCUGACCAUUGAGGUGUAUGCAGACCAAUUCACUCCACUGACCACCAGUGAUGGAGCUGCUGGCUUUUGGCAACCAUAUCUCUAUGACAAUGGCAAAGUCCAAGAGACAAAAUGGAACAAAGAGACAUUUGACUACUUGGUGACCUGUCUCAGUUCAGCAGAGUCUGUAAAAAUGGGUAUAUUCCUUCAGUCUGGCUACAACCUCUUCAGUGAGCCAACCCCAGAUCCCUCAUUUAAAGACAUCGUCCUGGGUUUCAGACAACUCACAGAGCGAGAACUGAAGAUGUUUCCUGGAUACAAUUAUGGCUGGUUCAAUACUGCUCUAAUGGUGGAGGGUAAAACAUACUUACCCUGGCUGAUGGAUUGGUUGAUAAAAAAGGGUGUGAAAUUUUAUCAAAGGAAAAUAGAGUCCUUCAAAGAGCUGGCAGAAUCAGGUGCAGAUGUGAUAAUAAACUGCACCGGGGUGAGAUCAGGAGACCUCCAGCCUGACCCUGAGCUCAAACCAGGCCGGGGUCAGAUAGUAAAGGUGGAUGCUCCAUGGCUGAAGCAUUGGAUUCUUACCCAUGACUUAAAGGCUGGAGUCUACAAUUCACCAUACAUCAUUCCAGGAAGCCGUCUUGUGACAGUGGGCGGUGUUUUCCAGUUAGGAAACUGGAGUCGACAGAACAACUCCAUCGACCAUAAGAAUAUCUGGGAGGGUGCCUGUGAGCUUGAGCCAAGUCUCAAGCACGCCAGGAUAGUAGAGGACUGGUCGGGCCUGAGGCCUGUUCGCAACAAAGUCCGGCUAGAGAGGGAGACAAUACCGUCAAGUGCCACUCCCAUAGAGGUUAUACACAACUACGGCCAUGGAGGGUUCGGACUCACCAUUCACAGAGGCUGCGCUCUGGAGGCAGCAAAGCUCUUUGGUGAGAUCGUGGACAAAAAAGGCGAAGGCCCAAAAGCUCGUUUGUGAAUUUGUUUCAGAAAGUAGAGAUCGGUACACUCCUUUUUUUUAAUACCAAUCUCUAUCAGUGCCUUGUAUCUUAAACAUAGCACUUUUAUUGCCUCUAACUUAACAAUCACUGCAAACAGAUAUCAUAUGCAUCUGAAGUAAAUAUACCAAUACAGCCUUGUACUUGUUGUCCAUUAUCUGUUAAGAGAUGGCUCAUUCACAUGUAAUGUUUAUACCUGUAAGGGAUUAAUUAAAAAUUCAAGUAUUCA
This is a messenger RNA of Notolabrus celidotus (New Zealand spotty), 1388 nucleotides long. Its product is annotated as D-amino-acid oxidase-like. The transcript is spliced from 11 exons. The record is from RefSeq and is a predicted model, not a curated record. Bases 103 to 1140 code for a protein of 345 amino acids. Lineage: Eukaryota; Metazoa; Chordata; Actinopteri; Labriformes; Labridae. Gene Ontology annotation, molecular function: FAD binding; D-amino-acid oxidase activity.